Molecule: messenger RNA, 420 nt
Organism: Acytostelium subglobosum LB1
Lineage: Eukaryota; Evosea; Eumycetozoa; Acytosteliales; Acytosteliaceae
Exons: 1
Coding region: 1-420 (139 amino acids)
Biological process (GO): translation
Cellular component (GO): ribosome; cytosolic small ribosomal subunit
Molecular function (GO): structural constituent of ribosome
Source: RefSeq, a predicted model, not a curated record
AUGUCUGAAGGAGAUGUUGUAUCAGCUAUCACCAACCCAUUGGAGAAGGUCACUGACCCAAUGGUCGCCCUCAACAAGGUCUUGAAGGAGUCCCUCUCCGUCUGCGGUCUUUCUCGUGGUCUCCACGAGGUCGUCAAGGCCCUCGACAAGAGAUCCGCCCGUCUGUGCAUCUUGGCCGACGACUGUGACGAGCAGAACUACGUUCGCUUGAUCAAGGCUCUCUGCGCCGAGCACUCCAUCCCCUUGAUCACCGUCGAGGAGUCCAAGAAGUUGGGCGAGUGGGCCGGUCUUUGCAAGCUCGACAAGGAGGCUACUGCCCGUAAGAUUGUUGCCUGUUCCUCCGUUGCCAUCAACACCUUCGGAAAGGAGUCCGAGGAGUACAAGUUCCUCAUGGAGUACGUCGAGAAGAACAGAAUCUAA